Heterocephalus glaber (naked mole-rat) is the source of this 1836-nucleotide messenger RNA. It is a transcript of the gene Fut7, whose product is annotated as fucosyltransferase 7. Gene Ontology annotation, molecular function: alpha-(1->3)-fucosyltransferase activity. Gene Ontology annotation, cellular component: membrane. NCBI's taxonomy places the organism in Eukaryota, Metazoa, Chordata, Mammalia, Rodentia, Bathyergidae. The record is from RefSeq and is a predicted model, not a curated record.
GUGGGGGCGGGGCUGCAGCAGGAAGGCCCCCGGCUGUCCUCGCCUUGGGUAGAUGAAAGAAGGGGGCUUCCAGGCAACAGCUGAGUCUGGGCGCAGGCGUGAUUUCGGGUGCAGUUGUCGGGGUGGCUGCUGUGAUUUGAGAACCUCAGAUCUUUGGGGUGACUGAUUCCAGGAGGCGCUGGAUGACUAACGCUGGGCGAGGCCCUACCUGGAGGCUGCAGGCCUGGGGAGGCCUGGCAGGGGGGGCCAUGCUCUCAGCCCUCUGGCUCCUGAAGCUGUUGGGACCAGCCCCAGGGGGGGCCCCGGCACCCCAGCCCGCAAUCACCGUCCUCAUCUGGCACUGGCCCUUCACAGAACAACCCCCAGAGCUGCCAGGUGACACUUGUGCCCGCUACGGCAUGGCCCGCUGCCGCCUGAGCACUAACCGAAGUCUGCUGGCCAGUGCUGACGUGGUAGUCUUCCACCACCGGGAGCUGCAGACACAGCGGGCCCACCUGCCCCUGGCCCAGCGGCCACAUGGGCAGCCCUGGGUCUGGGCCUCUAUGGAAUCUCCCAGCCACACGCGUGGGCUUCGUCGCCUCCGUGGCAUCUUCAACUGGGUGCUGAGCUACCGGUGUGACUCCGACAUCUUCGUGCCCUAUGGCCGGCUAGAGCCCCGCUCGAGCCCUGCACCCCCACUGCCGGCCAAGAGCCGAUUGGCCGCCUGGGUGGUCAGCAACUUCCAGGAGCGGCAGCAGCGUGCCCGGCUGUACCGGCAGCUGGCGCCCCACCUGCAGGUGGAUGUGUUUGGCCGUGCCAGUGGGCGGACACUGUGUACUGACUGUCUGGUGCCCACUGUGGCCCAGUACCACUUCUACUUGUCCUUUGAGAACUCUCAGCACCGAGACUACAUUACCGAGAAGCUCUGGCGCAAUGCGCUGUUGGCGGGGACCGUGCCUGUGGUGCUGGGGCCCCCCCGGGCCACCUAUGAGGCCUUCGUGCCCCCUGACGCCUUUGUGCACGUGGACGACUUCAGUUCUGCCCGCGAGCUUGCUGCUUUCCUCACUGGCAUGAAUGAGAGCCGAUACCGAGGCUUCUUUGCCUGGCGUGACCGACUGCGUGUGCGGGUGCUCACUGACUGGCGGGAGCGCUUCUGCACCAUCUGUGCCCGCUACCCCCACCUGCCCCGGGGCCAAGUCUAUGAGGACCUGGAGGGCUGGUUCCAGGCCUGAGCACCCGCCACUGGGGGGAUGGGGGACAGGCCUGGAUGUUGCAACCGAACCAGCGGCAUCCGGCCACCCUGGGGCAAGCCAGGGUCACAGACCAGGAAGCCAGGAGGGAGGAGCAGCUGCAGGCGGGAGGCUGUGGGAGGCAGGUGGGCUUCGGAGGCACUGGGGGGCAGGCAGGGUGGGGAGAGGUCAUGGGAGGCUGUUGCUCAGGCUGAUCAAGGAGGAAAGGGUCUUAGGACGCCCCCUCUCUGCCCAGAACAAACACUGAGCAGGCUUGGCUGGAAGAAGAAGAAGCAGGGAGGGCUCUUGGGGCCAGGAGCAUCCGGUUUGUGGUUUGUGGGGCCCAAACCUGAACCCUGUGAACCCCCAUAACAGGUGCCCUGGUCCCCCUCUGUCCAUAGUUCUGGCCUGGAGAUCCCAAGAAGGAACAACAGUGGGCUCGGAGAGGGGAGCGGGGAGCCAUGGAGAAUAAAGAGGCAAAUGUGACUGGCGGCUGGGCGGUGCCUGUCAAGGCCACAACAUCCCUGCGCCUUCUCCGACUCUGUGGUGCCCUGCUAAGUGGCAGCUCAGAGCACCUUGCCUGGCCCCCAAGCACAAGCAGAGCAGGACCCCGGGCUGAAGCCCCACU